Molecule: messenger RNA, 921 nt
Organism: Conger conger (European conger)
Lineage: Eukaryota; Metazoa; Chordata; Actinopteri; Anguilliformes; Congridae
Gene: her5
Product: hairy-related 5
Exons: 4
Coding region: 1-921 (306 amino acids)
Biological process (GO): regulation of neurogenesis; anterior/posterior pattern specification; regulation of transcription by RNA polymerase II
Cellular component (GO): nucleus
Molecular function (GO): RNA polymerase II cis-regulatory region sequence-specific DNA binding; DNA-binding transcription factor activity, RNA polymerase II-specific; protein dimerization activity
Source: RefSeq, a predicted model, not a curated record
AUGAAAACAUUAACUGCAGAACUCCCAGACCAAAAAGAUGUAAGAAGGGUCCCAAAACCCCAGAUGGAGAAACGGAGAAGAGACCGCAUCAAUAACAGCCUGGAAACUCUGCGUCUGUUACUGUUGGAGAAUACACACAAUGAGAAACUGCGGAACCCCAAAGUGGAGAAGGCUGAAAUCUUGGAGAGUGUGGUUGACUUCCUGAAGGCAGAGCACGAGGGGGGACACGAGCCUUGGCCAGAGAUCAGACGAAGGAGAGAGAAACCUGGAGUGGAGGACGACGAGGUGAAGUCACCCAGCAAGCAUCACCACAGCUACCAUGCAGGCAUGAGGACAUGUCUACUAAGGGUCGGCCAUUUCAUUUCAGCUAAGAGUCAUGAGUUGGAGGACAGCAGUGAGGAAGGCCCACAGGCUAAAUCCCCGCUACAUCAAGAUCCUACCUGUCGACGAGUGGAGAAAGCUGAGAUCCUGGAGCACACGGUCCUUUUCCUGCGGAAUACAGAGAACCCGGUUCCGCAUGAGGAGGCAGAGCAGCACCCUUUUCGGCACGGCUUUUUGGCCUGUCUGAAGCAGGCUACGCAGUUCCUGAAAGUCGAGGGCGAGGGACAGCGGGCGGGGGGAGCUUUGACGGACGCGCUCUCCUUGCAUCGCUUGCGACCCUCCACCCAUGACGCUGCGACGCGGCUCUCCCCUCGCCCUCCCCGGACACAGUCGGAGGGGUCGCCUGUCCAAGCAUGGCAGCAAGGCUGGAAAAGCAGACAGCAGCUCUGCGCAGCCCUCGGAAGUUGGAACUUCCCAUACCAAAGAGCACCACUGGCACAUACAGACCCUAACGAUCCGCAGGGAUACCCCAGAAGUGCUCCUGAAGUCUGCUCCUCAUCCUCCACACACAGCCAGGCCAUGUGGAGACCCUGGUCUUGA